Messenger RNA from Lucilia sericata (common green bottle fly), 2929 nucleotides. It is a transcript of the gene Poxm, whose product is annotated as paired box pox-meso protein. NCBI's taxonomy places the organism in Eukaryota, Metazoa, Arthropoda, Insecta, Diptera, Calliphoridae. Bases 1177 to 2322 code for a protein of 381 amino acids. Gene Ontology annotation, biological process: regulation of transcription by RNA polymerase II; anatomical structure development. The record is from RefSeq and is a predicted model, not a curated record. The transcript is spliced from 2 exons. Gene Ontology annotation, molecular function: RNA polymerase II cis-regulatory region sequence-specific DNA binding; DNA-binding transcription factor activity, RNA polymerase II-specific.
AUUUGUUUUUGUUCUUGUGUAUGGGUUACUGAUCGAUCAUCGUCAGUGAUGCUAACAGAGCGAGAUCGCUACGCCUCAAAUUAGUCGCAACAAGUACGGUUGACGAAGAACAACAAGUCGGAACGAAGAGAAGCAACAAAAAAAUUUUUGAAAAAAAAAUAAAUAUUAUUUGUAGUGAUAAUACUGGAAAAUCAUUUUAAAUUCUAUGUGUUGUUCAAUAAUAACGGCGGCAAAGUGUAUUGUAUUUAUCAAUUAUUAAAAUAAUAUUUAUGAUGAUAUUUUGUUUAUAAUAUUCAAAAAAGAAAGAUUUAAUAAAACAUUAAAGUUAAAAAAAAUCAUAGCCUUUUGUUUCCAAAGUACGGGUGGUCGCAGCAAAAAUUAAAGUUUAAAAAAUGCUCAACUAAUGAUAAUAAAAACACAGCAGCAAAGUGUUAAAAUUUAUUUUCAGUUUUUUUUGUGUCUUUUUUGAAAAUUAACCGCUUAAAAAUCAAAGGUGUAAAGUGCGUGCUAAUUUUCCUCUAAUAUACAAAAAUUAAGAAAAAAUACAACAACAAAUUUAAAACUCGACAACUUAACAACAAUUACCCCGGCUGCUAUAAGAAAAUCAAACAAAAAAAGUGUGAAUUAGUAUUGAUCCCAACCAAAAUAAUACACAAAAAAAGUUAAAAAAAAAUUUACGAAAAUAGUUGAAAGAAAUACCCAAGUCUAACAACCCAAAAAAUUGUUUACAAACUAAUAAAUGUAGUUUUUUGAAAGUAAAAUAGAAAAAAUUGUAAAAAUCAAUAGAAAAAAAGAAGAAAUAUUCUUAUGUGAUCAUCAUUUGGCAUCGAUUAGUUUUGUUUAACACUUACUACAAAAAUAUUUAAACACCAGCGACAUCCAACGUUAACAGACAGACCGCAGCUUAGCAGCACCCCACACGUCAUCAAUAGGGAAUGGAAUAAUACUCAUCUUUUAAUAACCAUUAUCACCGACAACAAUUAUCAACCAAAAACAUCGAUCUUCACCUUGACCCAUUUGUUGGUACAUUUAACAUCGUGCUGUUAACAUUUCACCAAGUUGGGUUUAUUGGCCAAAUCUUGUCGGGACAAGUGCAAUUAAUAGUUGUAGUCAUCUUUAACCUCCCCUUGUGCAGAUUUCUAAAACAGCCUCAUCAUUGAGUAUUACGAUCAAAAUAUGAUGGACCCAGAGAAUCAAUGCCCUCAAUAUGGUGAAGUCAACCAAUUGGGAGGCGUGUUUGUCAAUGGUCGACCGUUACCGAAUGCAACACGCAUGCGCAUUGUUGAGCUGGCCCGUUUCGGCAUAAGGCCCUGUGAUAUCAGUCGUCAGCUAAGAGUGAGUCAUGGCUGUGUUUCAAAAAUUCUGGCCAGAUAUCAUGAAACUGGUUCCAUAUUACCCGGCGCUAUUGGAGGCUCCAAACCUCGUGUUACUACACCCAAGGUGGUGAACUAUAUAAGAGAGUUGAAGCAAAGAGAUCCCGGUAUAUUUGCUUGGGAAAUACGUGAUCGUUUGUUGAGUGAAGGCAUCUGUGAUAAAACGAAUGUACCCAGUGUCAGUUCAAUAUCGAGAAUAUUGCGCAAUAAACUGGGUUCUAUAACACAUCAUCAUCAUCACAGUGGUGGUGGUUCAGUGGUAACGGGAAAUUCAGCAACAACGAAUGCUUCACCUCAACACUCUCACACACAUGCCGCUGCCCAUCAUGCUCAUCAUCAUGCCCAUCCACAUCAUCACGGUCAUCAUGCGUCUUCACAUGCCGCGGUCACAGCAGUAGCAGCAGCAACGGCUCAUCACACACAUGCCGCAGCAGCGGUGGCGGCCCAUGCUCAUCAUCCACACUUGUAUUAUCAACCCUACAGUGCCUACAAUAUGAAAUCAGCUGUGUCUUGCGGUAGUCCCUCACCACCACAAACGGGAUCAACACAAACACAUCAAAUGCGUUCGGCUGCCGCUGCAGCAGCAGCUGCCCAUGGUUGGCCGUCCUCUCAUACAGUUAGCGAUAUACUAGCUCAUCAUCAGGCAGUAGCUUUAAGGGCCAGUUGUCAAGUAGGUAAUCCAGUAGGUGGUAGCAUACCCUCAGGGCUUCCCCUGACACAUUCACCCGUGGGUGCGGCCACUGGCACGGGUUCACAACAAUUGCUGGACUGUGAAAGUGCUUCGAAUACAGCAGCUUUGGCUCAACAUCAAGUGGCCGCUACACAGGUAGCCGUUGCCGCCGCCGCUGCCUCUCAACAACCCUACAAUUACUAUAUGUAUUUUCAAAAUGGUGGCAUGCAUCACCAUCAUCACGGCGGCAUGAUGGCUGCAGGAGCUACCGGCUUAUGAGAACUACACUGCUUGUAAACUAAUUCAAACCUACACUCAUCACUCAUGUAAAACAAAAAUGAUUCAAGUUAAACUGACAACAAGAAAAAGGUUUAAAACCUUAAAACAAUCAUUAAAUAUUGCAAUUAAUAAAAAGAUACUCCUCCUUAAAAAAAACGUUAAUCAAAAAGAUAAAAUUAAACAAAAAGAACCGUCGAGAUUAUUUUAUUGCUACUUAUUAAAUACUACUAGUAAUUAAUUUUGAACAAAAUUAAAUGUUUACAUAGUUUUAAAGUACUGCUUUUUACGUUUUCUUGUCUUGACUUCGUGGUCUUGUAUUGAUAUCAAAUAUUUAUAAUUUUGAAUUUUUCAAUAUUUAUUAAAUAUUAUAAUUAUAAAUGAUCUAUCGUAUAAGUAUUCAGAUUUUAGUCAUUUUUUUAUUAUUAUAUAAAUAAUAUUACAAACUUAUUUACGUGUAUACUUAUGUAAAUUAAUUUUUAUUAUAAUAUAUACAUAUUUUUUUCUUAUCUUAAGUUGUAUUUAAAAUUUAGUUUAGAGUUUAUUUUUUUUUUGUUCGGUUGUAGAUAUUUUGUUUUAUUUUAAAUAAAGAUAUACAGUACAUAUGUAU